GAGCAUGCGCACUGCAUCGCUUCUACGAGGACGGGGAGGACAUCACGGAAAAAACGUAGCAGAAGCACCACAAACCCCACGCCGAGAUUUGGCUUCUCCGCUGCGCCAAAACUGCGCGACCAACGCGACCCACGACUAUGCCCGGUGCGGCAGUAAAGUGCGGGACGACCACUUGACAGGCCUGGCCGAGGUCUGAGCCGUUGCCGAGGAGGGGAAAUACAUUUAUUCAUAUGGGAGCAGCAUGCGGGAAAUGGUCGGAGGUUGCUGCGUGUGUUCAGACGAGCGAGGCUGGGCUGAGAAUCCGCUGGUGUACUGUGAUGGACACGGCUGCAGCGUCGCCGUUCACCAAGCAUGCUACGGCAUCGUCCAGGUUCCCACCGGUCCAUGGUUCUGCAGGAAGUGUGAGUCACAGGAGCGGGCUGCGCGCGUGAGGUGUGAACUUUGCCCCCACAAAGAUGGAGCCCUUAAGAGGACGGACAGUGGAGGCUGGGCGCAUGUGGUGUGUGCGCUCUACAUCCCUGAGGUGCAGUUUGCCAACGUUCUCACCAUGGAGCCCAUCAUCCUGCAGUAUGUCCCACAUGAGAGAUACAUCAAGACAUGUUAUAUCUGUGAGGACCACGGGAGGGAGAGCAAAGCAGCCUGCGGAGCCUGCAUGACCUGCAACCGACAGGGCUGCAGACAAGCUUUUCACGUCACCUGUGCUCAGAUGGCUGGUCUGCUGUGUGAGGAGGAAGGUCCAGAAGCUGACAACGUGAAAUAUUGUGGUUACUGCAAGCACCACUACAACAAGAUGCAGAAGAAGUUGCGCUCCAGUGAAAACACGAGUAGCUCCUUCAGUCAUUCCAGGGGGCGCUCUAGCUCUCCGUCACAGGAAAAACAUCACCACCACAAACAGAGGAAGAGUCAUAAGGAAAAGCUUCGGCAAAAAGAGCGGCACAAGAAGUCCUCUGACAACAUGAGCUCCUCCAUGACAGCCAGCAGCAUAGAAAAGAUCUCCUCCAGUCAUCACAGCAGCAAGGACAGUGAAGGGAAGUCGAAGAAGCUGAGCUCCCACAGUCAUGGUCAUCGCAGUAAGAAGACAGGAAGCACUGGCAAGAGCUGUUCCUCUUCCUCCUGCUCCUCCAGUCCCUUCAACACAGGAGGAGGCACGCUGUCCGCUCCUCAGGAUUUCCAUCAGCUUUCAUCUUCCUCCCGCCUGGACCGAGAUCGUGGAGGCGACGACCACAGCGGAGAGGAGCGUAAGGAGCGUCACAGGAGGUCUGCAGUACACGAGGAGGAAGAGGAGGAGGAGGAUGAAAAAGAAGAUGACAAAGAUGAGGAGGAUGAAGAGGAAGAAGAGGAUGACACUAAAUACCACAAGCCACCAGCACUGACUCCUGUUGAUGGCCCACUAGCAGCUUCACAGAGUCACGACAGGUCAGAGGGCAACUCCAGCCCCUUCGAAAACAAAGUCACCAUCUCCACCUUUGGGUCCAUUAUGCGCAUCACCUCUUCAUCAGGACUGGGCAGCAGCACCAAGAUCCGCAAGAUCACCACAUCAGGUGACUACAAGCCCUCCAAGUCUCUCUGCAAGCCAUCGCAGCUCAGCACGCCACCUAUAUUAGAAGAGGCGGACCUGAAGGACAAGACCACGCCUCCUCUGCUGCCCCGCGAACGGAGACACCGUGGCAGCAAGAAGAGCCGCCACGGCCCGGGACGCCCACGGGGGAGCAAGAACCGAGAGAGGAGGGAGGAGGAUCAUCACCACCACCAUCACCACACGCCGCCUCCACCCCCAGCCUUAACCUCCUCACUCUACACAAGCCCGUCCUCCAUGCCCCAACCUGCCUUCCCCUCCACUCUUCUUCCCACCACCUCUUCCUCUUCUUUCUCCUCCUCCUCUGCCGGGAGUUUUUCUACAGGCCGCCUCAACUCGCUGCUCAGCUCUGGUAUUUACUCCAGUCUCAAGGACCCUCUCACACUGGGUGGGGGUGUCUGCAGCACCCCUCUCUCCAUAGGUGGAGGGAUGUGUAGCACCUCCUUGUCCCUGGGAGGGGGCAUGUGUAGCACCCCUCUCUCCUCAGGACUGCUUUCAUCCCACGUCCCCUCGCUGUCUCUUCCAUCCAUUAACACCGUCUCAAACACACAGAUCCAUCCAGGUUCCAGCACCUCCUUCAGCCUGACCUCAUCUCAGCCUUUCGCCAGCUGUCUGCCCACAGCGUCGACGCUGCCGCCACUACUGAGCCAAGCCCAGACCUCACUGCCAGAGUCUGACCUCGAUGACUGUCGCUUCCCGUGUCAGGGAAACUCGCCGAGAGAGAGUCUUUCCUCACAGUCUCCCAUGAGCUGUCUUCCUCUUCUGUUUGACCAGAGAGACGGGUUGAGCUCCGGAGUCAGAACCCGUCCUGAGAACGUCCCCCCUGCCAGCUCCCACAUUGAGCUUCUGUUGGAAAAACACGGCAACGGAGAGAUGGGAGUCAACAUUGUGGAGAUGCUCCAGUCGCUGCACUCCCUGCAGCAGGAGAACCAGCGCCUCCAGGACCAGAUCCUCAGCCUGACGGCCAAGAAGGAGCGGCUGCAGGUGCUCAACACUGAGCUGGCCGUGCCUUUCCAACCUCACCUUCAUUCCGCCCACACCUCCCUCCACUCGUCCACCCAAAUCAGCUUCCUUUCAUCUUCUCAAGACCCCCUGAGCACCAAUAAGAGUCCCCUCUCCAAAAGCUGCUUCCUGAAUGACACCUCCUUUGUUACCUCAUCAGAGGAGCUCCACUCUGGUAGUCCGUCCCGCAGCAGCUCGUCGCUCUCCUUCCAGAGCACCCCCCCUCCUCAGCAGAGCCCCGCCUCCUUCGGCCAGCCCCUGCUGAAUGGGUUGGGUCGGGGUCUGUCUGAUGGCCUGGGGAGCAUCAGCCAAGGAGGCGGCUCUGCUCUGCCUGUAGUGGGUGGGCUCAUGGCGUCCCUCACAGGAAGUCCUCACCUGACAGUAAAUGGUGUCCUGGGCAGUCUGAACGGUGUGAUACAGUCUCCCGCUCAGAACGCUCCACAGCCGACACUCCCAGCUCUCCAUCCCCAGCCUCCUCCGCUCAAUCCCCAGACACUGGCUCAGGGAUUUCAGCUUCCCAAGAGCGUGAGCCCGUCCUCCCUCCUGUCUGAGCAGCAGAAGCAGCUUCUUCUCGAGCAGCAGCAACAUCAGCAGCUCCAGCAGUUUCUCACCUCACAGAACUUCACGCCGGAGCAGCAGGUGGUGGUGUGCCACAUGUUGCAGCAGCAGAGGCAGAGGGAGCUGCAGCGCCUCACGCUGACCGGAGCGCUCGCCUCCACCCCCAGCUCACCCAUGAUCGCCCAGUCACCAAACCUGCUUUCCUCGGCUACAGCCUCACCCCUGCAGGGCAGCCAAGGAGGCGGCCUCUUCGGCCUGCAGGACAAUGCACUUCACAAGCCCGGGGCUGCAGGAGAGAAGGGCGGAGACAAGAACGGCUGAUGAGACCCCGGCUAGAGCAGCUCAGAUGGAGACAUCAGGCAUCACCUGCCACCAUGAAGAACUUUCCUCGUCAUCGUCUGCAUUUGACAAACCUUUUAUGAAUGUAUAACAGGACGUCAAGGUGGAUUUUCUCGUGUUUUGAAACUCUUAAUUCUUCUUUGUAGGUUUCUUUUUGUUGUUUUUUUGUAGGCAGCUUUCAGAGAGCAUACGGUGGUCUCUCUCGUUAAAUUGCACUAAUUUGUUAGCUCGACCAAGGAGGCUGCUGAUGAAGGCAGAGCCUGAGCAGGAGCUGUGUGAACUUCGUAUUUCAACGUAUGAACUGAACAUCAGAGUUUUAUCUCUGACUUUUCAAGCACUGACCACUCAUGAUCUCCCUCCACCACUGAAACCAGCGUUUCCAGUCAGUCAGCAAGGAACACAGACUUCUGCCACUUUUUUUUCCAACCUCAACAGUCUUCCUUUAUAUUUCGUCUUCCCUUUGUGUUUCCCCCCAACAGAUCUCCUCUACCUUAUUACUGAUAAUGUAAAGAUAAGUAGUCCUGUUGAUGUGUUGUUAGCGGCAAUCAUCAUUAAGCUAGUUAUUACCUCAACCUUUCUGCCAGCUGGUUUCUGUUAUGUUUUGUGCAGACCUUUUUACCACAACAGCCUUCAGUGGAUAUAACUGCCCACCCAGAAAACGGUGGCGUUCACUCUGAGGUUGUGUUUAAGUGAAAGUGUGCGACAUCAACGUGCAAGCGCUACGUUUUAUUCCAAACCAUCGCCAGAGUUUUAUAUCCUUCCAAGUUGCUGUCGAGAUUAAACAGACAAAACCAAACAUUUGGAUACUUAAAACAAAAUAACUGCUUUUCCUAAACAAGUGUGCACUUUGCAUGUUAGUAACUAACAGCUAAAUUAGCCAUCAUCAAAGUAUCUUAUAACAGAUGCUCAGCGCUUCGUAGGCCGCUAGGGCCGCUAGGUUUUUGAUUUGCCAGUUUUUUACACCGUCUUGGAGCUUUUUUGUGUUGCAUUCACAUGCUUAACUCUCUAGCUCUUCUUUUAGCAAUACUGGAUAGAUAAUGCCUUAAUGAUGGUAGAUUAACAGAGAAAAGCAGGAGCUCUUUCUUUCAAAGUGUUUUUACUCGGGCUCAUGGAGGAGUUCAUUAUUAAAUGAAAGCAAACUUCUUAAACCUGUUUAUACUUUUGAUAGCUGAAACGUGUAAAUAACCGUGCAGUGGUGACUACAAGUGUCGAAGCAUUUUUCUAUCGUAACUUUGUGUUCAGACGCAACCUUCUUUAACUGUUUGUGCUACAGACCUGAGAAACGAGGGACCAGUGUCGGCGUUGCAGUGCAGCCUCAGUGGUGUCAUAGGAGAAGUGAAACGCUUAAAAAGUGUGACUGUUACUUUCGUUACUGUUACUAACUUUCGUUGGUUCCUCUCACCAAACUUUUCUGAUAUUUUUCUCACCGUUUAUUGUCUUGAACUCGGCUCUUCCUCGUGUUUAGUUUGGUUUCAUUUGCAGCUCAUGUAUUGGUCGGCUGGUGAUAAAUACUGUAGCAGUGACAGAAGGAGAAUGUCGGCGAUGUUGAUGGAAAUGGUGGAGCGAAGGAUUUCUGAAGCGGUUUCUUAUGUUGCACUGGGGCGCUUUGAGCCCAAUUGUAAAUCGUUUUUUAGUACUUUUUUCAAUUUUUGUUGGAAUACAAGUUGUUUACUUUAAUAUGUUUGUGAAAAAACACAUUCAUUCUUUUAAGCUUUGAGGUCUGGGUAACCAAGAUAAUCCAUGUCAUGAAUGUCGUACUGUGUAUCUUUUAUGUCUUUACAACAUUUUAAAGCACCUGGCUGUGAAUGAAGCUUCAACUAUUGGGAUAUGACUUGCAUGAAAUGCAGUGACGUCUCUCCAAUGUAUCGCUAAAUACCAAGUAAUAACUAUGCAUAAUUUUAAAUGCAUUGUUCCCUGAAAAUGAAAAAAAUGAGCACUGAAUUUUAAAAGGACAAGCACGUUGUCAUUGUACAGUGUAUUUGUUUGAUGAAAUGGAUUGAAACCUAAUUUGACAAUAUUCAGAUUAAAAACCCUGUAAAGUAUUUUGAUAUUUUUGUGUGUAAAAUUAAAAAGGACAAAUUAAGACUACCUUUUUUUGUCAAUAAAUGUA
This is a messenger RNA of Melanotaenia boesemani (Boeseman's rainbowfish), 5585 nucleotides long. RefSeq names its product protein AF-17-like. Gene Ontology annotation, cellular component: nucleus. The coding region runs from base 242 to 3457 and encodes 1071 amino acids. NCBI's taxonomy places the organism in Eukaryota, Metazoa, Chordata, Actinopteri, Atheriniformes, Melanotaeniidae. Gene Ontology annotation, biological process: regulation of transcription by RNA polymerase II. Gene Ontology annotation, molecular function: nucleosome binding; histone binding. The transcript has 20 exons. The record is from RefSeq and is a predicted model, not a curated record.